AUGAACUCGGAAAUCGAGGCGUUCGCUCAGAAGUGCGCCGCAUGCAAAAAGUAUGCGUACAAUCAGCCGAAGGAACCACUCAUGAUGCGUCCUGUUCCGGACCAGCCUUGGUAUCGCGUAGGAAUCGACAUCUUUCACUACGGCGGCAAGUCCUACCUGUGUAUCUAUGACGCCUUGUCUAACUUCCCAGAAGUAGAAUGCCUCCGAGACACUACAGCCAGGACCGUCGUUGACGCGACUAGUGCUAUAUUUGCUCGUUAUGGCAUACCAAUGGAGGUUCUUUCCGACAAUGGUCCCCAAUUUUCGAGCAGAGAAUUUGCCUUGUUUUCACGCACUUACGACUUCAAACACAUCACCUCAAGUCCGGGAUUCCCACGUUCCAAUGGGCUAUCCGAAAAGGGGGUACAGGUGGUGAAAAGACUGCUUAAGAAAACUACUGAAGCUAAACAGGAUUUCUGGUUGGCACUUUUGGCUUACAGGACUUCUCCCUUGGAGUGUGGCCGGGCGCCAGCAGAGAUCCUCCAAGGCCGCCGACUACGAACACUGCUGCCUGACUUCCAAUGUGGACCAGCCCACCAGGUCGUCAAGCAUCGUCAGCCUCAUACCUCUGCGCAGCCACUAGCAGCACUACACGAAGGCGAUGUCGUGCGAGUCCAGACCGGCACGUGGGCCACGAAAGCACAGGUUUUGCAUCCGUCAACGUACCCGAGGUCGUACCACGUCAUCACGCCGGAAGGGCGGUCCCUUCGGCGUAAUCGAAAACACUUGCUACCGACCGGGGAGACUUUCCGGCGCGACUUCAGUCCCAACGACGCGGAACCCGAGUGCUCGACAUCUGCUCAGCACAUCGAUGGUGAAGCGCCGUCUAAUGGUGUUACAGAAGCCGCGGACAUAAUGAACAGUUCGCCGCCACCGCCAGCCAGCGUUACGACAACCGCGGACAUUUCGGACGGGUCGCCGCCAACGCCAGCACCGAGAAGGUCGCUGAGACAACCAAGACCACCACGACGACUGGAGUAUGAUCGAAACUUCCAGCAGAUUUCUUAA
Molecule: messenger RNA, 1047 nt
Organism: Dermacentor silvarum
Lineage: Eukaryota; Metazoa; Arthropoda; Arachnida; Ixodida; Ixodidae
Exons: 1
Coding region: 1-1047 (348 amino acids)
Biological process (GO): DNA integration
Molecular function (GO): nucleic acid binding
Source: RefSeq, a predicted model, not a curated record